Molecule: messenger RNA, 594 nt
Organism: Daldinia decipiens
Lineage: Eukaryota; Fungi; Ascomycota; Sordariomycetes; Xylariales; Hypoxylaceae
Exons: 1
Coding region: 109-594 (161 amino acids)
Source: RefSeq, a predicted model, not a curated record
UGUCAUUGCCAGCAAUUCUUCACGCGUUAGCUGUAAUCAGUAUACACCCUCUCCUAUUAACUACCUUUCUCGCUUCUACCAGUAGCCAAAGCUUAGGUACUUUACACGAUGCAUCUUCUCCAAUCCCUCCUCUUCUACACCGGCAGCUUCACGCUCCUCAACCCCACCGUCGCGCACAACGAAGUCUUAACUCCGCGGAGCAAAAACGCAGACGCAGACGCCAUCUCAUUCACAUUCCAGCCCGACGACAGCGUCAGCGGCGCUCUAACCAUGCACCCGGAGCAGACGCUCGAGUACUUCAAAAGCGAGCUUGGGAUCGACGUGACAAAACUACGGAACUACCCGGAGCUCUUCGGCAAGAGUCCUAGCGGGCACUACACCUUCCCCGAGCUAAGCGGCGUGGAGGGCACGCUGUCCUGGAACCUAACAGGACGAGAUCCCGCUUCGCUCGGCGCCUACGAACGACUCAAUUGUGACGACUGCGCCGCAAUCUGUGGAGGCUUGGCUGCAGUCCCCUUCGGAUUUAUCAUGUACAUACAUAUACCAGAUCUGCUACAUGCCUUUGAUAAUAACUACGUGUGUCAUUCAUGCUAA